Messenger RNA from Nanorana parkeri, 1739 nucleotides. It is a transcript of the gene PKNOX2, whose product is annotated as PBX/knotted 1 homeobox 2. Gene Ontology annotation, molecular function: RNA polymerase II cis-regulatory region sequence-specific DNA binding; DNA-binding transcription factor activity, RNA polymerase II-specific. Lineage: Eukaryota; Metazoa; Chordata; Amphibia; Anura; Dicroglossidae. The record is from RefSeq and is a predicted model, not a curated record. The coding region runs from base 120 to 1523 and encodes 467 amino acids. Gene Ontology annotation, biological process: regulation of transcription by RNA polymerase II. The transcript has 11 exons.
UAUAUGGGAUAAUACGCAGCAGAUUCCCCUUCUGGGCAGCUCUGAGGUUUGCACAGAAAGUCCCCAGAUCUUCUGCUUCCAGUGUCGCGCUGCACGGGCUCUAGAUGUGAAUCAAUCCCAUGAUGCAACAUGUGUCCCCAGCACCACCUCUAUCAAUGAUGGCCACCCAGAGUGUGCCUCCACCCCCUUACCAAGAGAGCCCACAGAUGACGGCCACCGCUCAGCAGACUGCCAAGGCCCAGCCAGUCCAUCUCCCAGCAUCCUCUGCGGCAGCUAACCCUGUCCCCGGUGCUCCAAUUGACCCUCAGGCGCAGCUGGAAGCUGACAAGCGUGCUGUCUACAGACAUCCUUUGUUCCCCCUCCUGACGCUGCUGUUUGAGAAGUGUGAGCAGGCCACACAGGGAUCCGAGUGCAUUACAUCUGCCAGCUUUGAUGUGGAUAUUGAGAACUUUGUCCACCAGCAGGAACAGGAGCGCAAACCGUUCUUCAGCGAGGACCCCGAGCUCGACAACCUGAUGGUGAAGGCGAUCCAAGUGCUGAGAAUCCACCUGCUAGAACUGGAAAAGGUGAAUGAAUUGUGCAAGGAUUUCUGCAACCGCUACAUCACCUGCCUAAAAACCAAAAUGCACAGCGAUAAUCUCCUCAGGAACGACUUGGGAGGACCCUAUUCCCCAAACCAGGCAUCCAACAGCCUUCACGCACAGGACCUGUUACAGAGUUCUCCCAGCGCGCUGUCUGCUCUGACCAACAACCCGCAAGGAAUAGUUGUGCCGUCCUCACUACAGCAAAGCAGCCUCUCCAUGACAACCGUCAACUCUUCGCAGGUUGUAUCAGGUGGUGCACUUUACCAACCCGUUACCAUGGUAACAUCCCAGGGACAGGUAGUAACUCAAGCAAUUCCCCAGGGGGCAAUCCAGAUCCAGAAUGCACAGGUCAAUCUGGAACUGACCUCUCUGCUUGAUGGGGAAGAUAAAAAAUCUAAAAACAAGCGCGGAGUUCUCCCGAAACAUGCAACCAACAUCAUGCGUUCAUGGCUCUUCCAGCACCUGAUGCACCCAUACCCAACAGAGGACGAGAAGCGGCAGAUCGCUGGACAGACAAACCUCACAUUAUUGCAAGUCAACAACUGGUUCAUCAACGCUCGGCGGCGUAUCCUCCAGCCAAUGUUAGAUGCCAGUAAUCCAGAUCCAGCACCAAAAGCGAAGAAGAUAAAAUCUCAGCACCGGCCAACGCAGAGGUUCUGGCCCAACUCCCUCGCAGCUGGAGUCCUACAGCAACAAGGAGGGUUACCUGGGACCAAUUCUGAUGGUUCUGUGAACAUAGACAACCUGCAGUCCUUGUCCUCAGACGCCUUGUCCAUGCAACAAGCCAUGAUGGCCGCACACGACGACUCCUUGGAUGGCACAGAAGAGGAGGAUGAAGAGGAGGAGAUGGAAGAGGAUGACCUGGAGGAGGACAGCGAAGACCUUCAGACAACCAACGUCAGUGACCUGGGCUUAGAACAGAGCGACUCCCUGGAGUAGCGGACUGUCCGAGCGACGGCCACACACGGCAAUAGAACUGAUAGAAGUUUAAGCCUUGGGACGCGGUUUCUAAAACUUUCAUCCUCUGACUUACUGGAGCCCACAGCCUGCACGGGAGGGUGAGGCCUUGUCCUUCCUCUGCACAAAUGGUAGAAACAAACUGCCGAUAAAAGGAAAAGAGCCCACCUCUCCUGCCAGAACCGCCAGGAACUCCCC